Molecule: messenger RNA, 2724 nt
Organism: Momordica charantia (bitter melon)
Lineage: Eukaryota; Viridiplantae; Streptophyta; Magnoliopsida; Cucurbitales; Cucurbitaceae
Gene: NPGR2
Product: no pollen germination related 2
Molecular function (GO): protein binding
Source: RefSeq, a predicted model, not a curated record
AAACCCCAAAACCAAAAAGGCCAAAGAUCGUCUCCUCUUGGAUUCUGUUUCCUUCCUAUCAAUUUUGAUUUUUUUCCUUGUUUUCAUCCGAAAGCAAAUCCCAGAGCUUAGUAAAGGAAGAAAAAGCGAGAGAAAAAAGAAAGCCAAACAAUAAAGUAAAGAUUGUUCGAGCUUUCGUCUGCUUUUGGUAAUUUUUAAUUUCAAAAGGAUUCAAAAGCGCUCUUGAUUGGUGAAGAAAUUCAAGUCAUGGGAAUUGCUGUUUCUGGCUUCUGCCUCCCCUCGCUCCUCUUUUACUUUUGGGAAAACAAAAGGCUUUGAUUUAUAUUUGAUGGUGGGUGGUUUUUGUGGUUGAAGAUUUUUGGCUGCAGUGAAACAAUAUGAGGAGUGACAUUAAGAUAGAAAGGGGGAGGAGAGCUGGAAAGGGGAGGAAUAAUAUUAGGAAGAUAAUGAAGUGUUUAUGUUCUGGAGAGAAAUUAAGACCUAGGGACGAUUUGAUUCCAUCAUCCGAAUCACCUUCCGCUUUGGAGAAUUCAGCAAGUGAACGCUCUUCGCGGCCUGGUGAGAUCGUCAAAAAGCCAGAAAUCGGCAAUAUAGAAGAAGCCGAGUCUUCGCUUCGUGAGAGUGGUUGUUUGAAUUAUGAGGAAGCAAGAGCAUUGCUGGGAAGAUAUGAAUAUCAAAAAGGAAAUAUUGAAGCUGCUCUUCAUGUAUUUGAAGGAAUAGACAUCACUGCAACAACUAGUAAGAUAAUGAUCUCCAUAGCUAGAAGAGGAGAACGCCAAAGAAGACGGUCACAAAAUUUUACGACCCCUCCUAUGUCUAUGCAUGCUGUCAGUUUACUCUUGGAAGCCAUCUUCCUCAAAGCAAAAUCAUUGCAAGGCCUUGGGAGGUUCGGAGAAGCUGCUCAAUCUUGCAAAGUUAUUCUGGACAUACUUGAAUCUUCAUUUCCCGAAGGCUUGCCUGAAAACUUUGGUGCUGAUUGUAAAUUGCAGGAGACAGUUACAAAGGCGGUCGAGCUGCUUCCAGAACUAUGGAAACUAGGUGGUUCUUCUCAAGAAGCGAUCCUUUCGUAUCGGCGGGCACUUCUUCACCAGUGGAACCUUGAUGCAGGAACCAUUGCUCAAAUUCAGAAAGAGUUUGCCAUUUUUCUUCUGUACAGCGGUAGUGAAGCAUGCCCUCCGAAUCUCCGGUCCCAAAUUGACAGCUCAUUUGUACCAAGAAACAAUAUUGAAGAAGCUAUACUCUUAUUUAUAAUAUUACUUAGAAAAUUUGUUCUUAAAAGGAUUGAUUGGGAUCCAUCAAUCUUGGAUCACCUGUCCUUUGCUCUAACAAUAUCAGGGGAUACAAGAGCUUUGGCAGGUCAAAUAGAGGAACUGCCUCCCGGGACUCUACAUCGAAAAGAAAGGUACCAUACUCUGGCUCUCUGUUAUUACGGAGCGGGUGAAGACUUGGCUGCUUUGAAUCUGUUGAGGAAACUGUUGGGUAGUCAUGAGGAUCCUAAAUCCGUUCCUGCUUUAUUAAUGGCAUCAAAGAUUUGUGGAGAGAACUGCGACCUUGCUGAAGAAGAAAUGAGUUUUGCUCGUAGAGCUCUUCAAAACUUGGAUGCUGGAUGUGAUCAAUUGGAAAAUGUUGCCAAUUGUAUGUUGGGCGUCUCACUUUCUGUAUGUUCUAAAUCAGCCGCUGCUGAUUCCGAGAGGUCCACCAGACAAUCCGAGGCGAUACAGGCACUGGAGGCUGCACGGAAAAAGACUAGAAUGACCGAUCCUAAUGUCCUCUACCCUUUGAGUCUAGAAUACGCUGACGAGAGGAAGUUAGAUUCGGCACUUUAUUAUGCAAAGCAGUGCCUUAAACUGGAAGGUGGAUCUAAUGUUAAAACUUGGUUACUACUGGCUAGGAUUCUCUCUGCUCAAAAACGAUUUGUGGAUGGUGAAAGUAUCAUAAAUGCAGCUCUGGAUCAGACAGGGAAAUGGGAUCAAGGCGAACUGCUUCGAACAAAAGCGAAGCUUCUAAUUGCACAGGAUGAAUUGAAAGGUGCUAUUGAGACUUAUACUCAGUUACUUGCUGUUUUCCAAGUUCAGAGUAAAAGUUUUGGCUCGGGAGAUAAGAAGCUACAUAAGAGCCGCAGAAACUAUGCUAGAAGUUUGCAAUUGGAAGUGUGGCAUGAUUUAGCUCUAGUUUAUAUAAGGCUCUCACAGUGGCAAGAUGCCGAGGCAUGCGUUUCGAAGUCGGAGGCCAUCUGUUCUUAUUCAGCUUCUAGAUGUCAUAUCACUGGUGUGCUUUAUGAAGCAAAAGGCUUGUACAAAGAAGCUCUGAAAGCUUUUGUGGCUGCUCUGGACAUCGAUCCCAUCCAUGUCCCGAGCUUGGUUUCGUCUGCCAUGGUUAUCAAACAACUCGGCCACGGAUCGCAUCCCGUUAUACGAAGCUUUUUGAUGGAUGCUCUACGGCUCGACCAGACGAACCAUGCAGCAUGGUACAAUCUUGGGCUAUUCUACAAAUCUGAAGGUACCAAGUCAUCGUUGGCAGAAGCUGUUGAGUGUUUUGAGGCUGCAACUUUUCUUGAAGAGACUGCUCCUGUUGAACCCUUUAGAUAAAACAGAACUGCUCAAGUAUUCUUUUAAACAAAUUAUUUUCCUUGUGUAUCUUCUGCUUUCAAAUAUAGUUUAUACCCUCAUAUUGUACAACAACAGAAAGUCAAUAAAUGGAAAAGUUUCUUUCUAUGAUUCUUUA